Messenger RNA from Myotis brandtii (Brandt's bat), 1672 nucleotides. RefSeq names its product potassium channel tetramerization domain containing 8 (gene KCTD8). Bases 45 to 761 code for a protein of 238 amino acids. Gene Ontology annotation, biological process: regulation of G protein-coupled receptor signaling pathway. Lineage: Eukaryota; Metazoa; Chordata; Mammalia; Chiroptera; Vespertilionidae. The record is from RefSeq and is a predicted model, not a curated record. The transcript is spliced from 2 exons.
GCGACAACCAGGCGGACGCCAAGUUCCGGCGGGUGGCGCGCAUCAUGGUGUGCGGGCGCAUCGCGCUGGCCAAGGAGGUCUUUGGAGACACGCUCAACGAGAGCCGCGACCCCGACCGCCCUCCCGAGAAGUACACGUCCCGCUUCUACCUCAAGUUCACCUACUUGGAGCAGGCGUUCGAUCGUCUGUCCGAGGCCGGCUUCCACAUGGUGGCGUGCAACUCUUCGGGCACCGCCGCCUUCGUCAACCAGUACCGCGACGACAAGAUCUGGAGCAGCUACACCGAGUACAUCUUCUUCCGGCCAUCUCAGAAAAUGGUGUCACCCAAACAAGAACAUGAAGACAGGAAACAUGACAAAGUCACAGAUAAAGGAAGUGAAAGUGGGACUUCCUGUAAUGAGCUCUCCACCUCCAGUUGUGACAGCCACUCAGAGGCGAGCACCCCCCAGGACAACCCAGCCAGCGCCCAGCAGGCCACAGCUCACCAGCCUAACACCUUAACCUUGGAUCGCCCUUCCAAAAAAGCGCCUGUGCAAUGGAUGCCCCCACCAGACAAACGCAGAAACAGUGAACUCUUUCAGACACUCAUCAGCAAGUCCCGGGAAACCAAUCUUUCCAAAAAGAAAGUCUGUGAGAAGCUCAGCGUAGAAGAAGAAAUGAAAAAGUGUAUUCAGGAUUUUAAAAAAAUCCACAUUCCAGAUUAUUUUCCAGAGCGGAAACGCCAGUGGCAAUCCGAACUGUUACAGAAGUAUGGGUUGUAGUGAUGAUCACGUUCCUACAGUGUUGCAAUGACAUUCAAUGUUUACUCCAGUGUCACUACCUGACUGUGUCUUAACAAUUGUCAGUGUGAUUCUUGCUGCUCUUCCGUUUCGUGAGCUGUUAAUGUGGGACAGUAUUUCCUUUCAUUCCUUUUUGUUGUUGUUGUUUUUAGAAAUAUUUACAAAAAGAAAAGAACACCAGUAAAUGUUGAAUCAAAGUGGUGUGUCUGAUUCGAACCAUUUUUCAAGGAUGAAAGUACAAUGUGCAUGAUCAAGAAGCUUAGAAUCUUGAUUUUUGAACUGGAUAUGGUCAACUGGAUAUGUUUGUCUUUUUGUAACUCACUAAAAAGAAAUCAUCAUAUCACUCCAACUAAAAGGACAAUAUGGAUGAAGCAACAUCAAGUAAAAUGUUAGAUGAUGGUUUUGGGACCCAAAUCCAAAACUGUUUAACUGUUAUUGCAAUAAAACAAGUAUUAUUUUUGCAUGAGCACAAUGUUACAAGUAAAUCACAAGACAUAGGGAAGGUCUGUUUGUUGUUUGGAAAGAAAAAAAUGUUAUAAAAAAGUAAAGUAAAAAAAAAAUUGUUUCAGGCAAAGCCUGUUAAUGUAAGCUGUCUAGGAAAUUGGGUUUUGUUUGUUCUAGAUCUGUGAUUUUUUUGGUGUGUAUGUUUAUGGUGUUCUGUAUGUUCAGAUGGUGUAAAUAUGCCUUAUACUAUUGUGUUAUGGCACUGACAUUCAUAUAUUAAUGCUAGUCAUGAUUAUUUCUGUGAAAUGAGUUCUUACAUCAGGCUGUGAAAAUUGGUAUAAUGAUGCUCUGAAAGAUCCUACUAUCAUAUUAAUCAAAAUCACUGAGGGAAAUGGUAAAAAGCUUUAUGUAUUUAUUAAAAAAGGAAAAUAUAUUAGAAUUCCUUGGUU